GUUGAUAAAGAUGCAUUGGAUACCCAGGUCAAGGACAGGAAAAUUCAAGAAGCAGCUGAAAAAGCACGGAAUGAAGGACUUGCUAAUGAAAUGAAGCAAAAUGAUAAGAUCAUGUGUAUGUUAGAAGAACGACAGAAAAAUGAUACCAGAAACAUAAAUAAGGCUAUCAGUGAAUUUCAGAAGAAUUUUCAGAAGCCAGAAACAAGACGUGAAUUUGACCUGUCUGAUCCACAAGCUCUAAAGAAGGACAGACCUGCUCGACUUUCAGACAAUGAUCCUCGAUGUACUGUAUCUGGCUUGCAGAAGUUUGUAGGUGAAGACUUAAACUAUGAUCAGAGGAUGAAAUUUCAAAAGGAGCAGUUAAGAGAGUGGUCCCUUCAGCAACAGAGAGACUGGAAGAAUGCAUUAGCUGAUCAAAAAUUUGCAGAUGAUCUGUAUGACAAGAAUAGGAUUGAAUUUGACCAAAAGACUAUGGAGCAACAAAGAAAAGAAGAAGAAAACAGGCGUGCUGUUUGUGCAGCUACUAAAGAUUUCAAUAGAACCCAGGCUGCUGAACUAGCUGACAGAAUGAAGUUGGAAAAGCGUCAAAAAAUGAAGGAUGACAUGGAUGAAAUUUCCAGCCUCCUUCAAGGAGACUUACUUUCUGAAAACCCUGAACAAGCAGUCAGUUCCUUUGGUAGACAUCGUGUGAUCACAGAUAGAUGGAAGGGAAUGAAUCAGGAUCAGCUGAUGGCAAUCCGGUACUCUCAACAGCAACAAGUUCUGGAGAAACUGAGACUAAAAGAGGAAGAACGCCGAAGAGAUGCUGAAUGGGACAGGCAAAGUAUACAGGCUGCAAGAGCACAGUUGGUUUUAGAGCGGCAUCAACAACGACAGAAUCGGGAACGCCGCCGAGUUUUAGAUAACGUAAAUGCAGAGCUAUCUCAGGAGCAGAAAUCAAAGAACAUUUAUCUUAAAGAAGAAGCAUAUUCAAAUUCUCCAACAGGCCAGUAUUAUGCACAAUUUAAUACAACCAGCCGAUGACAUUCUGGAUAAAUCAUCCUGAAAUAUACAGAAGUAUGUUGACAUAUUAAAAUUUU
This is a messenger RNA of Fulmarus glacialis (Northern fulmar), 1079 nucleotides long. It is a transcript of the gene RIBC2, whose product is annotated as RIB43A domain with coiled-coils 2. The annotation marks the transcript as partial. The record is from RefSeq and is a predicted model, not a curated record. The transcript is spliced from 6 exons. NCBI's taxonomy places the organism in Eukaryota, Metazoa, Chordata, Aves, Procellariiformes, Procellariidae.